CACAAUGCCAAAAAUAAAGAAUUUGUGCACUGCAUGUGAGGAGUCAUUCUCUGUGGAUGGACCCAUAUCUGAGGAAGCACUUCAGAGAGUCCUCACGAUAUUAGAUAAAAUAAGGCCUUCCGAUGUUGGUUUGGAGCAAGAAGCAUAUGUCGCCCGAAACUGGAAUAAUCCAAGCCGUGAUUCGAAUGGGAGGCGAGAACCUAAUGGCACAGACCAGGACAUGCCUCCAAUAAAAUAUAUGCACAUUCAUGAAUGUGAAACCUUCUCUAUGGGCAUAUUUUGUAUGCCACCGUCAUCUAUCAUUCCUCUUCAUGAUCAUCCUGGAAUGACUGUGCUGAGCAAACUUCUCUACGGAAAACUUCAUGUGGAGUCAUAUGACUGGAUCGAUGUAAACGAUCAAACUGAACAACUGAAGGCUAGACCAGCGAAGCUUUUUAAGGACUGUGAAAUGUCUCGACCUCAGACUACGGUUCUUUUUCCUGAUAGAGGUGGUAACAUCCACACAUUUAGGGCAAUCACGCCUUGUGCUGUCUUCGAUGUUCUUUGUCCUCCAUACUUGCCAGGUGUGGGCAGGGACUGUUCGUACUUCAAGAAGUCUUCACUAAAUGAAUCACCUGCACCGAAUUGCCCAGAAGUUGUUUGGUUGGACGAACUGGAGGGCCAUCAACCUCCGAAGGGGUUUUCUGUUACAAGCGGUUCCUACAAGGGUCCUAUAAUAAGAUGA
Lolium rigidum is the source of this 724-nucleotide messenger RNA. RefSeq names its product plant cysteine oxidase 5-like. Gene Ontology annotation, molecular function: oxidoreductase activity, acting on single donors with incorporation of molecular oxygen, incorporation of two atoms of oxygen. The record is from RefSeq and is a predicted model, not a curated record. Lineage: Eukaryota; Viridiplantae; Streptophyta; Magnoliopsida; Poales; Poaceae. The transcript is spliced from 5 exons. The coding region runs from base 5 to 724 and encodes 239 amino acids.